Racocetra fulgida is the source of this 175-nucleotide messenger RNA. NCBI's taxonomy places the organism in Eukaryota, Fungi, Glomeromycota, Glomeromycetes, Diversisporales, Gigasporaceae. The record is from the annotation of a GenBank genome assembly.
GCUGUCACAAGAUUCAAAUAGUCAAGAAGAUGCUGAGCCAUUAGAUCCAACAGAUGAUGACUUAAAUGAUUCAUAUGAUGAAAUAUUAGUGGAAGAUGGAAGCGAAUUGCUUGAAGAUUUGGAAGAAAUUAAUAGUGAAGACAUAGAUAGUGAUGAAGCAGAAAACGAUAGAUAA